AUGGUUCGGUGGGUACUUCCGAUCCCUCUGCUCUUGUUAGCGACUCUUCAUGGGACUGGUGCGGCGCAAGGGAAUCACACGCCGGUGGAUCCGAGCCAGGAAUGCAUCCCGGCCGAUAAACAUCCGCAGUAGGUCACAAUAUCAUUGUAGUAAACAUAAGGAUAUUUACGGAAAAGUGAAAGCAUAAAGACAAAAACGGCCUUUGAAUUUUCUCGGCACACUUCUAAAUUCAAAUGUACUUCUAUUUUUCCCUUCUUUAAAAAUUUUCUCUGGCAGGCUGCGCCCCACAUGAAAUUCAAUUUUUGCGGUGUGUGCCCAGGAUUUAAACGAAUUUGGCGUUUUAAAUUAUAUAGCACGCCUGUAUGCGCUUUUAUUUCAAACUGCAGCCGAUUUUCCGCCACUUGUCUCCCUGCAGCCUGCGCCCUGAUAAAAUUCUUCUUUCGCAGUCUGCGCGCUGGAAACGCGGAUAGAUCUUUGAAAAGGCUUUUGAAUAUUUUCAGCACACUUCUAAGUACACAUUUAUUCCAUUUUCAACCCUUAUCUGCUAUUUUUCUUCGGCAGCCUGCGCCCUACAAAAAUUUUUCGUUUGCAGCUUGCGCCCUAAAAAACGGCUAGAUUUUAAACAGCACGUUGAAAUUUCGAUUUGAUUCUAUAAUUUAUUAUUUUUUUGACUAUUAUCGCUUCCGCAGGCUGCGCCCAACAAAAAAAGUAAAUAGCAGCUCGCGCCCUAUACUUUAGCGCAAAAUUGGGCAAUUUGGCAAUGUUUAUAUUUUCUGACGACUGUAUUGAAUAAUAAACCAUUUAAACAUAUUUUCAGCCGAAUUGGAAACCACGAAUGCACCGAAUUCAGCUUUCAAUUGCUCAUCUCCAAAGCGGAUAUGAACAAAACGGGGAUUCAGUUCAAUAUUUAUUCCAGACAAGUUCUCAUCGAUCGGAAUUUAACGUAUGUUAUCUUGGGCUGCUUUUGCCUUUGCUUAAUCAUAUAUAUAUAUUUUUUUAGCAUGGAAGUUUGGCUGGGGAGUUGUUUGGCGUUUGAAGUUCGCCGAGAACGGACCGAUGCCACAAGAUACAAGGUUGUGCAUCCCUGUAAGUCUUUUAAAAAGUGGGGUGAUAUAUUUUUGAACUUUUUGGGGGUUUCUUUCGAUUUUGGGCUUGUUUAAGGCAAUGUGUCGAAAUGGCGCAGUGGUUGUGAGUUAGAGUUGCAGUCGGAUGGUCGCGGGUUCGAAUCCCGGUGGACGAAAAUGGCUUUUCUUUAAAAAAUUUGGUUUUUUUUUUCUGACUCUGUAAAUAACAUAUUUAUAUGUUUUAAUGCCCAGAAUAUACUUAAAUUUAAAUAUUUUUUCUAUUUUUUCCUCAAUUUUUCAAAAAUUUUUUUUUCAGCUAUACACUCAUCGGAUUUUCUCUUCGAUGAUCAGCGCCUGCACAUUAAUAUUCAGCCGACUGUGAUCAGCAUGAAAGCGCCACGACUUCGAGUUAUCCACGAGAUGCGUUUGGACUGCCCUUUGCCUUUGCAUUUUGCUGGCGUUUAUAACGAUCAAACUUAUUAUCGAGUGCAUAUGGGCCUCCGGUUCAGCGCAACGCGAACCCCGGAGAUGAAUGUUAAUUUUGUAAGCGAUUUUUUUGAUUUUCAAAAAAAUUUUUUGAUUUUUUUCGAAUUGAAAAUUCCGUAUUUUAGCCCGAUUCGAUUCACAUUGGGCAUCCGCCAGAGGCACAGAAGGACUAUUACAAGCCCAGAGAGCACGAAAGCACCAAAGUCAACGAGAAAAGUUGGGUGUUGCCGGUGAUUUUUGUCGCUGGAGGGCUGUAAGUUUUCUAAAAUUCUGAUUUUUACUGUGGUUUUGAAAAAUUUAUAGUGACUUUUUAACCUUAUUAUAACUCCCUGAGGGCUUACGGUCAUUUUCCCGCCAUUUUGAGAAAAUGUGUCGAAAUGGCGCAGUGGGUUGCAAGUUGGUCUGAAAAUUUAAAGGUCGCGGGUUCGAGUCCCGGUGGAGGAAAAAGUUUUGGGAAUUGAUUUCAUAAUUAAUCUUGGUCAUGUUAGUGUCUAAAUGUUAUGUAACUGGCCGGAAUAGAGUUGAAAAUGGAGUUCUAUAGUCGUUUUUCCAGAUUUUCGCUUCUCUUGCUCUAAAUUACUGUAAAAUCGGCUAAAAUCGAGAAUUUUGAAUUACUUCGAGUGUGUAUUUGUUUGCUUUGUAAAUUAUUAAGCGAAGUGGUUCACUCAACGUACAUUACAUUCAUUUUCAGGCUGGUCAUGCUCUGUUGUGGCCUUGGAAUUGGGCUUUAUUGCAAGUUUGGGACUCGGUGGACGAUCCAAAGAAAAUCGAAGGACGCCGGGAAGUCAGAGUCAAAUCCAUCUUCUAAAGCCAGCAAAAGCUCCAAAGAAUCGGCCAAGGAGUCUUCGGAGAAAUCGAUCAAAUAA
This is a messenger RNA of Bursaphelenchus xylophilus (pine wood nematode), 2416 nucleotides long. The record is from the annotation of a GenBank genome assembly. Lineage: Eukaryota; Metazoa; Nematoda; Chromadorea; Rhabditida; Aphelenchoididae.